UUAUAGGCCAACUUCAAGUUCCAUAAAUGUCAGUUGUUUGAAAUUCUGCGUUCCUCUUUGCUUUUGAGUGUAAAUUUCGUUUGUACUUCGGGUUAUCAUGGAAAACACGCACUUACAAAAUCAUCACAUACAACAACAACAACAAGAGCCAAAACAAUCUACACGAGACAUAAAUGAUGUAGGUGACUUUGACUUAAGAAGUAACGAUGCCGUUACAGAUAUAUUUAAACCAAUUAAAAGAUUUUCAAGGCGCUGUAAAAUAUGUCGAAAAAGAUUUCAGAAUAUAGAGACUUUAAGAACGCACGUAAACUUUCACAGAAAAGUAAAAAAGGAUAUAAAUAAUGUACAUCGUAAUUAUUUCUGUCGUUUGUGUAACACAAGUCAUUAUGGUCUACAAUCUUUCCUUGAACAUCAAAAGGUGCACCAGCCUCGUUUUAUUUCCAACGAUUUCUUGUCAAUUGAUGAUAACACAACCUUGCCGAUACAAAAUGCAGGCCAUGGUUCUAAUGGUGGUGAACAGGUUUUACUUCGAACGCACAAUGGUGACAUUCAACUAGCUAUUAUUUCUUCAAAUGGACAUUUAAAGGAUGCUUCAGGUACUACUAUAUCACCAGGGUUUAUUAGCAACUUUCAAAAUGUUGUUUCAUCAAAUGCCAAUCUUCUACCAGAUGUUAUGCCCGGAUGUACUAUUGCACCUUCAAAUCAAGCAGCAUUGCCUGCUCCAAGACAGCCUUCCUUAACUGCUUCAAAACCAAACAAUGAUGGAUUACAUAUUGAUGUACCAAAUCAUGUAAGAGCAAUCUAUUUGAAUGGAGACAACUCAAAUAUAAAUAUUCUUACCAAACAGUUAGAUAUUUUAAACAAUAAAGUGGAUUGCUUAUUAAAACAUUUUAACCUUUCUGUUGAUAAAGAUGGCAAUCUUAUUGCAUCGACAGGAUCACUUGACAUUAACCUUGACAAGAGCCUGAAAGAUGAAUACUCGUCUUCAGUCAGCUGUAAUUCAGAAGGGUAUCCUCCAUCCUAUUCUGUAAUACAGGCAUCAAAGGAACAACAGCAGCAAGAGUACUAUGCUUUGACCCUUAGUAGUCGACAACUUCAUCAUGGUUUAAAAGGUGGCAUUCAAAUUAUAAACCAAUCUCCUGAAAAUAUUAAAAUUAAUCAGAAGUCUACCAAAGGAGUCGAGCUCUGGGUUCCAUCACAGCAGUAUUUGAAUCAGUUAGCAACAUUAGAAGACCAAUCGCCUCAGCACGGUGUCAUUACUCAAGAUAUGACAUCUAGUUCGUUUAUACCAAAUCAACUAAUUGAAAAGGUUUAUGUGGAGAGUCGUAGUCGUGCCAACUUUGCUAAGAAUUUGACAUUUGCAAUAUUUUCUGCUGAAGAAAGACAAGGUAAAAAUUGCACUGGUAGAGUGUUUGGUAAAGCUCAACUUAAAGGACAACUUGAUCAGACUAAACUACAAAUGGUGAAAGAAGCAACAUUUCGUAAAUAUCCGUGUCCAACUGAACAUAUAGAUAUGGCAUGGCGUAAAGAGUGUAUAACUGCUAUAGACUCUGGUCUUCGAAAUGAACAUCGAUCUUCUCGAUCUGUAGCAAUACAGUCAAAUAACGAAGAAUGUUCACGCGCAGGUAAAAACACGUGACAAUGCCAAAUAAGGCUUCUUUACUUGCUUAAGCUCAUAAUAAUAAAAAUUCGAAUCUUAAAACUAUGCUGCGGGUGUUAAAUAAUAAAAUUGGCUUUAGGAAGGAAGGCGGGGAGGACGGGUUUUACUGAAGUUUUACUGAAAACAUAUUUAUAUAUAAUAUUUUAUUUUAUUUUUUUCAAAAGUAUUAAACAGAAAAGGAUAUUUUCAUCUAAA
Molecule: messenger RNA, 1855 nt
Organism: Hydra vulgaris (swiftwater hydra)
Lineage: Eukaryota; Metazoa; Cnidaria; Hydrozoa; Anthoathecata; Hydridae
Biological process (GO): rDNA heterochromatin formation
Cellular component (GO): heterochromatin
Molecular function (GO): DNA binding
Source: RefSeq, a predicted model, not a curated record